Molecule: messenger RNA, 707 nt
Organism: Nicotiana attenuata
Lineage: Eukaryota; Viridiplantae; Streptophyta; Magnoliopsida; Solanales; Solanaceae
Source: RefSeq, a predicted model, not a curated record
AGCUGGUACUGUUAUCCCCACUUAGAAUGAUUCCGAAGAUAAUAAUCCUUCUAAUUAGCGGGCCACCACAGUUAUCUAUUUGUCGAAUUUCCUUUAUGAUGGUUUUCGUUUGAAUUCAAUUCUUUUAAAAAACUAUUUUGGUUUUGUCAGCGUAGUUUUUCCAUUUUUUUAGUUCUGCUAAAUAUUUGCAUAAAAUACAAAUGCAAUUUGUUAAUACUCCAAUUGAUCCUAGACACCAAAUGAUAUAGGAGUUGGCUAAUUUAAUUAUCAUCCUCUCCAGCUACUCAAGAGUCGUGACCCUUUAAAAACUUCCAUUACAUCAUUUCCCACCAAUAACUCCAUCACCCAAAAUUCUACUAGCAGUAAACUGUCUUCAAAUACAUAUAUACUCGAUCUAUAAAUGCAUUAUUGUUAUGGCCUCUUCUGAAUCUUCGUCCGCAUAUUCAUAUGCAGAGCCAAGCAACGAGAAUUCGUUAAACAAGCGGCGGCGUUGUUUCUGCUUCCCAUCUUUCAGUUCUACAAAUCAAUUAACAAGGCGUGUUAACUUGGACUGGUGGCAUAAGAUACGCAGCAGCGCAGUCAAGGAAGGGUCUGUAUGGGCCAAAGGAAUCAACGCUCUAAAGAAGCUUCGAGAAUGGUCGGAGAUCGUGGCCGGACCAAGAUGGAAGACUUUCAUUCGAAGGUUCAAUCGGAACAAAAGCGGGAGA